Messenger RNA from Pecten maximus, 3898 nucleotides. RefSeq lists its product as uncharacterized. Gene Ontology annotation, molecular function: protein binding. Gene Ontology annotation, biological process: signal transduction. The transcript has 5 exons. The record is from RefSeq and is a predicted model, not a curated record. The annotation marks the transcript as partial. NCBI's taxonomy places the organism in Eukaryota, Metazoa, Mollusca, Bivalvia, Pectinida, Pectinidae.
AUAUGAUGUGAUUUGUCGGAAUUAUUUUCAGGACUACAACAAACAGAUAGAACACAUCAGGAAGAGCAUCACAAAAUUUCCCGAAUUGUCAACACUCCACUUUGUUAAGUUCUGUACCCUCGACAACAGCCUCGGCAAUGACGAUACAGAUCUAGAAACAUUGCGAGGAUUCAUAACAGAAGCAGCGAAACACCAGGAUCAGUGGGAGAGAGAAAUUCCUACUACGUGGUUAAAGUUUGAACUGGAACUAUUCAAAGCCAGGAAACAGGGAACAAGAAUACUUAAACUGGCGGAGGUGACUGAAAUGAAUGAAAAAUCCAGUGCCCCAUUAAGUGAUGAAGAUGAGAUCAAACUUGCCCUGGAGUACCUUCACUGCACAAGGUCUGUGAUAUAUUUCCGGGAAUUCGACUUUGUCAUCAUUGACCCCCAGUGGCUUGCUGAUUUCUUCAGCAUCCUCCUUACCGAUGCCCAGUUUCUUCCAAAGAAUGAUCUGCUGCUUAAUCGAGACCUGGAGUUGUACAUUUCAAAGGGCGAGUUGACCCAAAACUUGAUUGAAGGUCUUCUCUGUAUGAAAAAGAACGAAGCGUUCGCUCCCUUCAAAACAGUCCUCCUUGCUCUGAUGGAAAAGUUUGGACUGAUAGUGAAAAUACUACUGUCGAAAACCGCCACAGAAGGUGCACAAUUCAGCGAAACGUAUACCAUUCCCAGCAAACUUAUGGAGCUACAAGACAUCGAUGGGCUUACUGAUGAAGUCAAAUCCCUCGAGCGCAGAAAUCGUGCUGUCUCUAAAACGUUAUGUUUUGUAUUUGAUGACGUCUACGUACCAUACGAGCUUUUCCACAGAGCAUUUGCCCAGGUUCUGAGGAAGUAUAAGACAACUUCACUGUCAACACAAUGCUUCGGGGAAGCGGCAGAAGGUAGCGAGUCGACGACAGAGAAUACAGAUUGUCUCUAUAUGGAUUUUGGAUGUUUUGAGGUCGACGACCUAACUAGAAUGAUCUUGUCCCUGCACGCAGAGAGGUCCACCAUAGCCGUGACAGUAUUCAGUCCCACGGAAUCUAAGCUUCCUGCCAAUUCUGGUAAACGUGUUAGGCUCUCUAUCGAAGGCAUUAUCCAGGAAACACUGCAAAUGAGUAACCAACAACACUUUCAGUACUCACGCCAACUACACUGCAACUUCCACCUGAGUCCUUACGAUACCCCAGUACAGCUGUACGGCAUCAUCUACGCAGAAAGGGGCGUGCCCUGUAAAGGCGGAGAAUGUCAAGGACAACAUCGUCUGUCAAAAAUAGACGCUGACUAUUGGGACGUCACAGAGGAUGUAAAGACUCAAGACAAAAACAGCAUCGCAGAAAGAAGGCCGACUCCCCGGGAACUUGGUCGUCUGUCACAACUAGUCGAUGUAUCUUCCUUUGAGAUGUUGUUUAUUGAGCUUGGCAUGACCUAUCCACAAAUCGAACAUGCCAAGAAAGAUUCGCUUGCCCUGGCGUCAAUCACACUGGUCACCAAGAUGUUUCUACAAUGGACAAGCAUCUACCCGAAUCAGACGUUCCAUGACAUCAAAAGGGCCAUGGAAAAUGUUAAAAUGGCAACGGAUCGCAUCUCUGAGGUUAUAGAAACGAACAUGAAAUCAUCUUGUCAAGGUAUUGUUCCAAACGAAGUCUGGAUCAGAGUCCCAUCUGAUGAUGAAAUAGCACAAAUUGUUGAAACUAUUGACAAGAAGUUUUUCAAUCUGUGUCUGGAGCUCGGACUGAUGCCUCCGGUUAUAGAUCAACAUCGGUGCCAGCAUAGCAACUUCAAGGAAAUUAUGGCUACUCUUCUUCGGUGUUGGAGAAUGAAAUACAGGCAGCAAGCAACUAUAGGCAGGUUGUUGACAGCGAUGGAAGUGUGUCAGAUGGACUGGCAUACAACGGCACAAACUUGGUCACAAUCUCAGAAGAAGCCAGGAAACAGGAGACGAAGAUUGAAAUGUCUCAUUUCCUAAGUCAAGAACAUUGACUAAACGUAUUGCUCCUCACAUGUUGUACAAACUCUUAAUAAACUUUCGUAAAAACGGAGAAACCAUACAUAGAUCAAUGAUAUAUCCAAGACACUCAGAGAAAAAAGUUUCACAAUGUGAUCGUACGGAAGCUGUGCCAGAUCAGUGACGGUGUUCAGUAAUCAAUGCGUAUGACAUUAUGUUCAGUGUAAAUUUAAACUCUCAUUCAGACAUUGAAUUAUUCCACCUACUAAUUGGUGGCAAAAUAAUGUAUGGACCAAAUACAUUAAUUUAGAGUUAACAUUUAUGUGGCAUCAUCAACACUAUUUCGAUCAAAAAUGCUUAAGACAUAUUUCCAAUGAUUACUUAAUUCUUUUGUGUAUAUAGUUAAACGCAAAACACGGUCAUGGCCAUGGCUGAUAAAGGUAUUUAUAAAAUACGUUUGCUGACACGUUUAAUUUUUGUAACAAACGAAAAGUCUUAGUUUUAUAAUUUAGAAUAAAAAGAUACCUGGUAUAUUUUUCCAUCAGUGAUUUUUCAGUUAUAGUCGCUUCAACUGAUGAUGCGCUGCUCUAAUUUUGCCAUAUCGUCUAUUUGAGUUUGCAUUUAAAAUCUUAUUCAUCAUUUUGACUACUUUAUUCUGUUCUUUAAAUUUUCUUAAAUGGGCAAAUAAAGAUAAUGCUACUAAUUAUAAAGAUCAUGAUUGUAAUAAGAUCAGAAUAAAUCAGCACAAUGAAUAGUUGUUUAUUAUCAAAUUAGAAAUAUAAUGAAGGAAUGAAUAUAUAUAUAUGUUUUUGUCCGCCCUCUGUAUGCAUGUUGCUCUAAACCUGGGAAGCUAAUAUUUUCCAUAUUUACGCUUGAUUCCAUUUGUCUACACUUGGAACAGUUUUUUUUAUGACAUAUAGAUUUAAUUUGUAUAUUUUUUUUUUUGCAUAGCUCAAUUGCAUUAUUAUCAUGGUUUAUUUUUAGUCUUUACAACAAAGGACGACAUUAUAAAAUUAUGAAAGUGUAAUAAUUUACGGGAGACAGUAGAGGAUUAGACGAAUUUUAUUCUCAUUUCACUGAUGUUUUUUUUUUAUCUAUGUCUAUGUUACUUUACAUAUUAUUUAUAAGUCCCCUACCGGUGAAAGAGGGUUGGUUUCUCUCCAUGUGUCAGUCAGUCUGUCUGUCAGUCCACUCAGUUUUUCUCAUCCAUGCCUCAAGGUAUGUUGGUAUGUACCUUCAAUAUGAGUAGCUAGAGAUUAAGUUCGAGUUUCGAGGUUUUUGGGUCAAGGUCGCUGUUAUUACUUUUAGCUGGGGCCGGUAGGGGACAUAGACAUGUAUUGCUUUAGCAAUACUCUCAGAAAGCUUGUUAUCAAACAAAUUCUGUAUUCUUACAUGUACCACGCUUGUCCAAGUCCGAAGUUUUAGAAUGGAGUACCUUUCUUCCGGAAUUAUCAAAAUCUGUUAUACAAAUUGUUCAUAGAGCUAAAAUGGAGUUACUUCUCUUUGUUUCGUAACAACUGGUUUUUCAAAAACCAGGACUUUUUUUUGGACGAUUUUACAAAAUCUGCCAUCAUGACCUCCGAAGACGUAUUCACCCAUAUUGUCUCGAUGGAAAGACAGUUCACCAUGCAGUUUGUAGAACUAAAUAUGAUAUUUUAUGUCUUUAUGUGAAGAUGUCUAUAUUCAUUUUAUUUUUAAAUGGCAUUACGUGAAGCUUAACCCAAUAAUCUUAACAUCAAUGUUUGCUAGCUUUCUUUUCUUGUGUUAUUCAUGCCAAUCAUUACAAAUGUUAUCAUUGCAUUAUUAAUAAUCUCUUAUUGAUUUGUAUUGUUUUGUAUUAAACGUGUAUUAAUAACAAAUAAUUCAUUUUUUGUACUUGAUUAUUUGAUUAUAGGUUUUGAUUUCGACGGUAAUAAAAAGUAAGAUAUAACUGAU